Molecule: messenger RNA, 1689 nt
Organism: Penicillium malachiteum
Lineage: Eukaryota; Fungi; Ascomycota; Eurotiomycetes; Eurotiales; Aspergillaceae
Product: SKIP/SNW domain-containing protein
Exons: 4
Coding region: 1-1689 (562 amino acids)
Biological process (GO): mRNA splicing, via spliceosome
Cellular component (GO): spliceosomal complex
Source: RefSeq, a predicted model, not a curated record
AUGGCUUCUCUCGCAUCGGGGCUUUUCAAGUCCCUCCCCAAGCCCAAAUACACUGGCGAGGAAGAAGAGUUGCCCCAGCAUGCACAACCCCGUGGUCCGCGUGUGGUGGGCGCCGACCAGCUUGACGAGACUCAAGUAGUCCUACGGAGAACUGGUCCUCCGCCAUAUGGCAACCGCGCAGGAUGGCGCCCUCGAGCUCCCGAAGAUUUUGGCGACGGCGGUGCUUUCCCGGAGAUUUUAGUGGCGCAAUACCCCCUCGACAUGGGACGAAAGGGCACUUCCUCGACAUCAAAUGCGCUCGCGGUGCAGGUCGACGCCGAGGGCAAGGUUAAGUACGAUGCGAUCGCUCGGCGGGGACAUGGAGACAACCGCAUCGUCCAUGCCUCAUUCAAGGAUUUGAUCCCGUUACGCCAGCGGGUAGACAUGGGAGAAAUUUCCCUUGAUCGACCCUCCGAGGAAGAAGUUCAGGCACAGAUGGAGAAAACCAAGACUGCUCUGGCCAGCUUGGUGGACGGAGCUGUAUCUGCACAGAAGCCAAAGAACGUGAAGGGCGGAAGCAGAGCCGAGCCAACAUUCGUUCGAUACACACCAGCAAACCAGAUGGGCGAUAAUAAUAAGAAGAACGAUCGGAUUAUGAAGAUUGUCGAACGGCAACAGGAUCCUAUGGAGCCUCCCAAGUUCAAGCACAAGAAGAUUCCCCGUGGCCCCCCCACCAAGAAGCCUGGCGAAUCCCCCCCACCCGUGUCGAAUUGGAAGAACCCCAAGGGAUAUACUGUUCCCCUGGACAAGCGUUUGGCAGCAGAUGGCCGUGGAUUACAAGAUGUGUCUAUUAAUGACAAGUUCGCUCAGUUUGCUGAGGCUCUAUUUACAGCCGAUCGUCACGCACGUGAGGAGGUGCAACUGCGCGCCCAGAUGCAACAAAAGCUGGCAGAGAAGGAGAAGGCUCAGAAGGAGGAGCACCUCCGACAGUUGGCACAGAAGGCACGCGAGGAGCGUGCUGGACCCAGCCGACGCGCAGAUUCCCGACCCCGCUCUCGCUCUCGCAGUGCCAGCCGCAGUGUUUCCCCUUACUCUUCAAGGUCCGGUACCCCGAGUGAGGAUGGCGAGGCAGCUCGAGAGCGUGAGCGCGAGCGUCGUGAACGCCGACAGGAGAAUGAGCGACAGCUUCGUCAAUCCCGUAUGGGUACGGAGCGUCGGAUCCAGACGAUGGCACGCGAGCAGAACCGUGAUAUCUCUGAGAAGGUGGCUCUCGGAUUAGCCAAGCCAACACAGAGCUCUGAAUCCAUGUGGGAUUCGCGUCUCUUCAACCAGACCAGUGGUAUGAGCUCUGGCUUCAACGAAGACAACCACUACGAUAAGCCGCUAUUCGCUGCGCAGGAUGCCAUCAACAGUAUCUACCGUCCUCGGGCCCAGGCCGAUGCGGACAACGAAGAUGCGGGCGAAGGCGAGAUGAGCAAGAUUCAAAAGACGAGCCGGUUUGAGGUUUUGGGUCGGGCUAAGGAAGGUUUCCGUGGUGCUGCUGACGCUGAGGAACGUCAAGGUCCUGUCCAAUUCGAAAAGGACACCGCGGAUCCUUUUGGAAUUGAUAGUAUGAUUGCCGAUGUGACUACAGGUCAGAAGCGCUACGGUAUUCAAGAGGCUGACAAGGACGACCGCGGAUCUAAGCGCGCCCGUGUGGAUGACGACUAA